AUGGACUCGGAAGACCAGAAGGCUCCACACGUGGUGGUAGUGAAGAACACAUUCAUUGAUCUCGAUGAUGCCCCCAGAAUGCCAACACUCGCCCGUGUGGCCACCACACCAGCAAGAUAUGUGGAGUCCUCGAAAGGCAUCGAGGAUGACACAGACGAGGAGGGACCGGACGGGGAGGAUACCGGUGGCCAGGUUGAGGAGGGCACGGAUGCACCACCACCAAUGCCCGAGCUCUACCGCGUAGCCACCUACGACGAGUAUGAGCCAGAGACAGAUUGGGCAUGGACAGUCUCUUCUCCGAUGCCUGACAAACCAGUGGGUGGAUACGGCGGCUCAGCGCCAAUUCCCAGCCCAAUGCCAAUCCCAGCACAACCAGUGCCUGGCACUGCUACCAUUGUCGUGGUGCCCGCACCUGCAACGAUGCCCAUGGGGGGGUCUCCUACUCCGGUGCCUAUCCCACAAGGGAUGGUGCCUCCUCAGCGAUUUGACCGAUGGCCCCAGGGAAUUCCGACACCCGCAAUGACAAGCUUGCCAGAAGAACCCCGAGAGGCUUCCACCAGCCCCAGACCGGUAGAUCCGCCUGCUCCAGCAGCUCCACGUGCACCAGUCCUGCAAAGGGCUUUCAGUGUGAACAGUCGUAUCUUCCGAAUCCACUGGACAGUGGACGCCCGGGUUCUGAAGUCCUCUGACCGAGAGAAAGUCUCUCCACCCUUCGAGGUGUCGAUGGACGGUCAAGAAAUUCAGUUCAAGCUUUGCCUGCGCCCUUCCUUGACCUCAGAGAGCCGCGGAGGGGCCUCCUUCCGAAAGGCAAAAGGCAAGGGCACCGUUGACAUGCGCUGCCUGAGCGAAAUCAGUCGCAGUUGCGUAAUGACCUUCCGAGUUGCCAUUGGCAAGGGCUCCGAGUCACACAAAGUGUCAAAGACCAUGAAGCAUGACUUCUCGCAGAAGCCGAUCUGCCAGUUGGAGGGUGACGACGAGUGGGACUUCAAGACAGUGACCGACGAAGAGAGCCAGACUUUCGUCGUGGUUUUAGAGGUCUGCAGGGACCCGGAAGGGAGAGUCAUUACCAUCGAAGUCGAGCCAGAGCAUGCCGUGGUCGCCCAACGAUUGGCUUUCCACGCAGGUGUGAGUCACAAGGUUGAUGUUUGGACUGGGCAAAGCUCCGACGUUCUCCGCAGCCUCGAAGACCGCUACCCUGGUGAGACACCGCAAUUUGCAUUGGUCUUCAUGGAUCAGUGUGGCUCGCGCUUCUGGCAAGAUCUCGAGAUCCUACUAGAGAAGGACUUGCUUCUCCCGGGUGCCGUCAUCCUGGCAGACAAUGUCUUGAAGCCUGGAGCGCCACUGUUCCUGUGGCAUCUCUUUCAUGGACGAGGAAGUCCGAUCUUCAGCACCGAGCUUGUGAGCUUGGAAGAGUUCGCCAUGGAGGGAGUAGAGGACUGCAUGGCUGUUGCAGUGUACAAGCCUGCGCCCGCUGGUCAGGCUGGAAUCUCUUGCAAAAUCCCCGAGAUGGUGCUGGACCUUGAAUCGCAGGCGCACGGCAUUGCACUGUUGUGUGUCUCUGUGUGCGUGUGCGCCUGUCUGUCUGUCUUCAUCGGUCCACGAUUGUAA
Messenger RNA from Symbiodinium sp. CCMP2592, 1608 nucleotides. The record is from the annotation of a GenBank genome assembly. NCBI's taxonomy places the organism in Eukaryota, Dinophyceae, Suessiales, Symbiodiniaceae.